UGGAUCAGACUAUUUGAUGUAGAUCGAUUCUUCAUCAUCCCGGCCCGGUGCUCUAUCUUUCUCGCAAUCUACAUUUCUACUUCGUCAUCUAAAUUAGGUCGUUGGUUUUGGUCCCAACUUUUGACCUAAAGGUAGUUGUAUUUUGAAGGGAUUAAGCAUCGAUUCGGUGAUUUUUCAGUCGCAGACAGAACUCUGGAAAGAUGAGAUUAUUGGUGCUAUUUGUAGGUGUGUUCGUGUCGCUCUGCACCACUGUUCAAGCAGGUACACCCUCUCCAAAUACUACUGAACCUCCUGAUGAUAUAGAUGCACCGUCGGUUGCACCGUCUCAGAUCCUAGGCAUUGUAGGCACCGAUGUGGAAUUCCACUGUAUGGCAACCGUUGAAGAAGGCAGUGAAAUCUCCUGGAAGAAAGACGAUGCCGCGGGCAAUGAAUUGUUUGAAAUCAAUGCAAAUACCCCCGGGUUUGAGGUAGCCACUGUACCAAGUGAGAACGACACCAUCCACAAUAUACUGAGGAUCUUGGACAUAAAGGUGGCCUCUGAAGGACACUAUCAAUGCGACUAUGGAACUGGCCGGUCAACUGGUAUCUUGGAAGUGACUUAUGAGGGUGUUGUGGAAAUCAACGGCAGUCGUGUGAUCGACGGAGAGACCGAUAAGAAGUUCACUUGCUUAGUGAAGGGAGACCCUUCAUAUAACGUCACCUGGAAGAAGGGAACCACCGAGCUCCCUUCCAAAACUCUGCCUCAGAUUGAAAUUGAGGGUUCUACCAUGACCAUCAAGGCGGCUAACGUAAAAAAAGAUCGCGGUCCUUAUUAUUGCUCUGCUUUCUAUGAAGGCAAAGAGGUUUCCGGUAAUAUUACUGUUGGGGGUGUAUUGAGACUGAAGGCUCCUAACUCCAUCAAGUUCACUGAAGGUGAACGUGCUCGCUUUGAGUGCAUUGCCAUUCUUGACAAGGAGGAUCCAAACCCCGAGUUCUCUUGGAAGAUCGACAAUGUGCCUGUCGUCAGCGACGUUGAGGAAGGGGGCCGCUUUGAGAUCAGGAAAUCCAAGUGGGAUAUCGGCUCCGUGCUCCAUAUGACCAACGUGGUCUUUAACGACACUGGCAACUACACAUGCACAGCAGUGAGCAGUGUGACAACAGUCCAGCAUACCAUACAGUUGAGGGUGAGAGAUCGUCUAGCUGCCCUGUGGCCCUUCAUUGGUAUAAUGAGUGAAGUCAUCCUUCUCAUUAUCAUCAUCUUCAUCCAUGAGAAGUGCACUCAAGGAGACGACAUCGGUGAAGAAGAUGAAGAGGACGAAGCUGCUGAACCGAUCAAAGAGAAGGAGAAGAUAAGUCUUGAUGGCGAAGGAGACAUGCGCAUGAGGAGUAGCAAACCCUGACUCAUCAAAAGGGCGUGGUCAACGAAGCAGACUUGCGCACAGCAGAUACAUCCUCAAUAAAGCAGACUUUGGUAAACCAGUAUCAUAAUACCAACCAAUAAAUCACCCCUUGAAAUUCUAGCGGCGGGUUUAGUUCCAUAUAGGGGGUUAAUAUCACCAGAAAUUUUCUCUGUAAACCUUACCAAAAUGUGAAGAAAAAAAACCUGUUAAAUUUAACACAGUUUUCGUAUUAUUCUAGAUAUCUCAAUGAUCAUGAUGUAAUUGCUUACCCACAUCAACAAUUGUCCCCAAAAGUAAGAUAAUCAGAUUUACAGUAGAGCUUUUAUCUGUGGUUACGGAGAUUGUUCAUGUAUUGUCAUCCUCAAAACUGAAAAGACUAAAAAAAAAUACUCACUAUAAAACACCAAAUUGCAACCCCUGUGCUUUUUUGCAACAUAAAUUCGAAAAUUUGAAUGAAAUCUUGUCCUGAAGGCCACAUUUGGUACUUAUACUUGCAACUCUCUCUAGAAUAUUUUCGAAAGAAGAUUUUAUUCCCACGAACCAAAUCAUUUGCCUUUCAUUUGUGGAUCAGUCAUGUUUAAAAGGGAAAAAACGAAUGUUGGAAAAAGGAACAUACAUGUACAUGUAUGCUGUAUUUAUGAACACUUUUUGAAAAUGGUCAAUUCUUACAUGUGAAAAUGCAAUAAUCUGAAAAUUAAUGAGACGUGCAAACGAUUAAAAGGUCAUCCGAUGUUAAGCUUUGCCCCUUCCCAAUGUAUUUUAUACAUGUUAUAGGGGCAAAACUCAAUAUUGAGGUUCCAUAUUAUAUGUAACAGGUUAUCGCUCAUUAUCAGUAUUAACACAUAACAUGUCGAGAUUCAGGUUUUUUUUUUAUAAAUAUUCCAUUGGAGCACAUGGCAGAGCUGUUGCCUACAUGUAUUUUAAAUUUAUCGCACGAUAUCCAUAUAAUCCACCAUCCGGAAAUAUGGCAAAGGUCACAAUUCAGGAGUCGAACAAAUAUCCAUUUACAUGCAAAGAUAGUGAACCGUGA
Messenger RNA from Patiria miniata (bat star), 2409 nucleotides. RefSeq names its product basigin-like. Gene Ontology annotation, cellular component: axon; plasma membrane. Gene Ontology annotation, molecular function: cell-cell adhesion mediator activity. Gene Ontology annotation, biological process: axon guidance; homophilic cell-cell adhesion; dendrite self-avoidance. The coding region runs from base 201 to 1379 and encodes 392 amino acids. The record is from RefSeq and is a predicted model, not a curated record. NCBI's taxonomy places the organism in Eukaryota, Metazoa, Echinodermata, Asteroidea, Valvatida, Asterinidae. The transcript has 9 exons.